AUGAUGUGAAAGAAGAGAUGUUGGGGAAGAGUAAGAGAUGUGAAGAGAAGACUGGACCACAUGUCUACAUCAACCUGCAGAGGAUUGGAGACGUCCAGCAGCUGAUCGGUAAUCCAGAAGAAGUUUCCCCUCAGUUAGGGAGGAGCUCCACUUUGAAGCAGGAGACUCCACAACCACCCUGCAUUAAAAAGGAAGAGGAGGAACUCUGCAUCACUCAGGAGGGAGAGUGUCUUCUAGGACGAGAGGAAGCUGAUUACACCAAGUUUCCACUGAGUAUUCUCUCUGUGAAGACUGAAGAUGAUGAAGAGAAACCACAAUUAGACAACCUCUUAGCUCCACUAUCAGAUAGUGAGGUUGAAGACGAGGUUGAAGAACCUUUGAGCAGCGAUAAAGACUGUGAAGGCGAUAUGAGGACUCACACUGACAACAAACACUCUGAAUGCUCUACAAAGAAGAGAGACGUCCAGCAGCUGAUCGGUAAUCCAGAAGAAGUUUCCCCUCAGUUAGGGGGGAGCGCCACUUUGAAGCAGGAGACUCCACAACCACCCUGCAUUAAAAAGGAAGAGGAGGAACUCUGCAUCACUCAGGAGGGAGAGUGUCUUCUAGGACGAGAGGAAGCUGAUUACACCAAGUUUCCACUGAGUAUUCCCUCUGUGAAGACUGAAGAUGAUGAAGAGAAACCACAAGUAGACAACCUCUUAGCUCCACUAUCAGAUAGUGAGGCUGAAGAUGAGGUUGAAGAACCUUUGAGCAGCGAUAAAGACUGUGAAGGUGAUAUGAGGACUCACACUGACAACAAACACUCUGAAUGCUCUACAAAGAAGAGAGGUAAAACAUGUUUGAGCUGCUCAGUUUGUGGCAAAAGCUUUUCUCAAAAUAGCUAUUUGACUCAACACAUGAGAACACACACCAGUGAAAAACCUUAUAAUUGUUCAGUGUGUGGCAAAAGCUUUUCUCAAAACAGCAGUUUGACUCGACAUAUGAGAACACACACAGGUGAAAAACCAUUUAAUUGUUCAGUUUGUGGCAAAAGAUUUUCUCAAAAUGGCUCUUUGACUCAACACAUGAGAGCACACACAGGAGAAAAACCAUUUAACUGUUCAGUUUGUAGCAAGAGCUUUUCUCAACAUGGCUCUUUGACUCAACACAUGAGAACACACACAGCUGAAAAAACAUUUAAUUCUUCAAUUCGUGGCAAAAGCUGUUCUGUUAAGAGAAUAUUGACUCGGCACAUGACAACACACUGGACAAAGACCAUUUAAUUGUUCAGUUUGUGGUAAAAGCUUACAUCAAAUCAGCUCUUUGUGGCGGCACAUGAGAACACACGCUGGAGAAAAACCAUUUAAUUGUUCAGUGUGCUAGAAAAGGUUCCCACAUAAUGCAGACGCAGUAAAACACAUAAGAACCCACAAGGGAAAAUAACCAAUUAGCUGUUUAGUUUGGGGUAUGUUGCUCAUAUGUGGUGACAUCCACCCUACCCAGGACCUCCUCACUGCUUCUUUCACAAAUAUCUGAGGUAUUCAUACAAACUUGGAUUAUUUGGAGCAUAAUCUUAUCCACUCAUGACCCCAUGUCUUCUCUGUAUCAGAAACCUUCCUGAACAGUAAGAUAGAUGAUGCUUCAAGUGCUUGGUUACUCCUUCUUCAGUCCAGGGACCUGGGGCCUCAUGUGUCAAGUUUGUGCACGCUCAAAAACCUGCACUACACCC
Molecule: messenger RNA, 1708 nt
Organism: Entelurus aequoreus (snake pipefish)
Lineage: Eukaryota; Metazoa; Chordata; Actinopteri; Syngnathiformes; Syngnathidae
Product: gastrula zinc finger protein XlCGF17.1-like
Exons: 3
Coding region: 18-1262 (414 amino acids)
Biological process (GO): regulation of transcription by RNA polymerase II
Molecular function (GO): DNA-binding transcription factor activity; RNA polymerase II cis-regulatory region sequence-specific DNA binding
Source: RefSeq, a predicted model, not a curated record